This is a messenger RNA of Mollisia scopiformis, 615 nucleotides long. RefSeq names its product HET-domain-containing protein. NCBI's taxonomy places the organism in Eukaryota, Fungi, Ascomycota, Leotiomycetes, Helotiales, Mollisiaceae. The transcript has a single exon. The annotation marks the transcript as partial. The record is from RefSeq and is a predicted model, not a curated record.
CUUCCGGAAGUUAUCGAGGAUAGCAUUUUUGUCACGAGCUCACUUGGAAUUCAAUAUCUCUGGGUAGAUAGAUACUGCAUCAAUCAACAAGACGCAGCGGACAAACACGAGCAGAUCAGCAAUAUGGACGUUAUCUACGCAAAUGCUACCAUUACCAUCAUUGCAGCCGCGGGAAGUGACCCUGAUUAUGGACUGCCUGGAGUGAAUGGCAGAAUGCGGAAACUUCGACCAAAUUUGAAAAUGCGCAAACUUAAUAUCUACGCUUCUCUUCCGCAAGUUUACAUUUCCGUCAAGAAGUCAAAAUGGGCGACUCGAGGUUGGACAUAUCAGGAAGGUUUGCUGUCAAAACGUCGCCUCAUCUUUACAGAUGAGCAAGUGCAUUUCGAUUGUAACAGUAUUUGCUGCGCCGAGGAAUCAAGUCUGUUGCUUGAUCGUAUGUUCACAAGCUCAUCUGGAAAUUCUAUGGCACAUACUGAAAAGGGCGCUUUGCCUCUAAAGAUGUUAGAACCUUUUGACACCUCGCUAAUAUCGCGCCUUAUCGCCGAGUCUAGCAAGCGAGAACUUGGGUACCCUGAAGACACAUUGAAUGCUAUGCAAGGAAUUUUCCGCGUUUUC